CGGGCUCCCGGGACCCCGGGGUGUGGGCGGAGGGCUGGGGGGCGGGGCGGCCGGCUUCCCGCCGGGGCGCGCUUCCCCCCCGGAUUGCCUGGCCGGCAGGGCCGCCGGAGGGCUGGCGUCUGGGUCCCGCUCCCGAACAUGGUGAUGAGCUUCCGAGUGUCCGACCUGCAGAUGCUCCUGGGCUUUGUGGGCCGGAGCAAGAGCGGCCUGAAGCACGAGCUGGUGACGCGGGCCCUGCAGCUGGUGCAGUUUGACUGCAGCCCCGAGCUCUUCAAGAAGAUCCGUGAGCUCUAUGAGACGCGUUACGCCAAGAAGAACGCAGAGCCGCUGGCGCAGCCCCACCGGCCGCUCGAGCCCCUGGCCAUGCACGCGCCCUACGAGAGGCCCAGCGCCGGGCCCAGGACUCCGCUUGCGGGCCCCCACCUCGACUACCCAGUGCUGUACGGCAAGUACUUGAAUGGACUGGGCCGCCUGCCCGCCAAGGCCCUCAAGCCAGAGGUACGCCUCGUCAAGCUGCCCUUCUUCAACACGCUGGACGAGCUGCUCAAACCCACCGAGCUGGUCCCGCAGAACAGUGAGAAGCUGCAGGAGAGCCCAUGCAUCUUCACCCUGACGCCGCGGCAGGUGGACCUGAUCCGGAACUCCAGAGAGCUGCAGCCCGGAGUGAAAGCUGUGCAGGUGGUCCUGAGAAUUUGCUACUCAGACACCAGCUGCCCCCAGGAGGACCAGUACCCGCCCAACAUUGCUGUGAAGGUCAACCACAGCUAUUGCUCUGUGCCGGGCUACUACCCCUCCAACAAGCCCGGCGUGGAGCCCAAGAGGCCCUGCCGCCCCAUCAACCUCACGCACCUCAUGUACCUGUCCUCGGCCACCAACCGCAUCACUGUCACCUGGGGCAACUAUGGCAAGAGCUACUCGGUGGCGCUGUACCUAGUGCGGCAGCUGAGCUCAGCCGAGCUGCUGCAGCGACUGAAGACCAUUGGCAUCAAGCACCCGGAGCUGUGCAAGGCGCUGGUCAAAGAGAAGCUGCGCCUGGACCCUGACAGUGAGAUCGCCACCACCGGCGUGCGGGUCUCACUCAUCUGCCCCCUGGUGAAGAUGCGCCUGACGGUGCCCUGCCGCGCCGAGACCUGCGCCCACCUGCAGUGCUUCGACGCCGUCUUCUACCUGCAGAUGAACGAGAAGAAGCCCACCUGGACCUGUCCCGUGUGCGACAAGCCAGCUCCCUACGACCAGCUCAUCAUCGACGGACUCCUCUCCAAGAUUCUGAGCGAGUGUGAGGACGCCGACGAAAUCGAGUACCUGGUGGACGGCUCGUGGUGCCCGAUCCGCGCCGAGAGGGAGCGCAGCUGCAGCCCGCAGGCCCCGAUCCUUGUGCUGGGCACGUCCGAGGCCAAUGGGCUCCUGCCGGCCCCCAGCGUCAACGGAGGUGGCAGCGGCGGCGGGGGCAGCAGCAGCGGCGGCGGGGGCGGCGGCGGCGGGGGCGGCAGCGCGCUGGGCAGCGGCCCGGGCAGCGCCGGGGGCCCGGCGGGCAGCGUGGAGAAUGGCAAGGCGGGCGCCGACGUGGUGGACCUGACGCUGGACAGCUCGUCCUCGGAGGAGGACGAGGAGGAGGAGGAAGAGGAGGAGGACGAGGAGGACGAGGAGGGCCCCCGGCCCAAGCGCCGCUGCCCGUUCCCCAAGGGCCUGGUCCCGGCCUGCUGACGACGCCGGGCCGCCACCCUGCUGGUGCUCUCCCGCGGGGCGCGGGCGGGCGGCCGGGCGCGGGCCCUUCCCGCGGUCACUUCCUUCCCCUGCGCGUCCCGGCCUCCCCCUCCACGCCCGGACCCCCGGACUCCCCCUCUCCGGGGAUAAAUCAGCGAAAAACGACAACAGCGGAAACAACAACAGAAAAAAAAAAACAGAAAAAGGUACAAAAAUGAGAGGAAAAAAAAAGUGGAACAGAAACUCAAAACUCUGUAAAAGCACGAGGCAAGCCGCCUGCCGGCCGCCCCCACCGGGCCAGGGUCGCUUCGCUGUCCCUCGCGGGGACCCCCGCACCCCAACUGCCGCCGCCCGCGCCGGGGAGCCGGGGGCCCGAGGCGGGUGUCUUUAUGUUGAAAGUGCAAUAACUUGGUGUUUGCAAGACCUGGCAGUGCAGCGCGUGGGGGCGGCCUGGGGGGCAGGCGGGGUCGGGGUGGGGGGGGUCUCAGUUCUUAGCCAGCUACCUCGGUAACUCCAAUUCAGGUUAACUUCCCCGCGGCGCCCCCUCCCCGGGCCGGCCGCCUCACCCCUCUAUUCUCGCUCUUGGGUUUUUCCCCCUCUUUCCCCCCGGGCUUGCCUGGCACCCCCUUUCCUCCGCUCCCGGGUCCCCCCAACCUCGCUCUUCCAGCAGGACCAGCCCCGCCCACAGGGGAGCCCGGGCUGGGGCCGGCGGGCCAGGACCCCCGGGACCAGCGCCGUGUGCCCCCCACCCCUGUGUGUGAAGCGACCCACUCUGUCAGGAAGCAAUACCGGUUCAGGUUAUGAGGAGGACGGGGCCGGGGCACGCGGGCUCCCUCCUUCGCUCGUGCUGUGGAAACCCCGGCCGCCCGCCUGGCGGCAGAGGGCCGCCGUUUUCUAAUAUUUGUAUUCUAAUUUAAUUGUUUUUUUUAAAAAUGCAAAUAAUAAAAAAAAAAGGUCGAGGUGAA
Messenger RNA from Ochotona princeps (American pika), 2669 nucleotides. It is a transcript of the gene PIAS4, whose product is annotated as protein inhibitor of activated STAT 4. Gene Ontology annotation, biological process: protein sumoylation; regulation of transcription by RNA polymerase II. The transcript has 11 exons. Gene Ontology annotation, molecular function: SUMO ligase activity; transcription coregulator activity; zinc ion binding. The coding region runs from base 139 to 1704 and encodes 521 amino acids. The record is from RefSeq and is a predicted model, not a curated record. Lineage: Eukaryota; Metazoa; Chordata; Mammalia; Lagomorpha; Ochotonidae.